UUAGAGGACACGUCUGUUAAAUGAAGUACUGGUCCUUCAUUUACGGCUUCUCCAUCUUUAAACCAGCUGUACCCAUAUGAACCUACUCCACCGUCGCAGCGGUUUUUGCAGCCCUAUAAAAGGGUCUUGGCCAGUGAGUGGUCUCAGAAAGAAGAACCAGCAGCCUCAGUGAGAUAAGGAGCAGCUCAGACCUCUGCUCUCGACAUGGAGAUGACUUCUAAACUUAUGUUUCCUAUCGUGGCGAUUUUCCUUCUCGUCGCCUGCAGUCCGUCGGAGGCUUGGUACAAGCAGGUGGCCGGACCGAACUACUACUCGGUGGGCAGAGCGUCCGGCUUGCUGUCCGGGAUCCGGAGGUCGUCAUCGUACGCAAGGAGAGAAGAAUCCCCCUCAGAGAGCGGAGAGUCUGCCACCAGCAGCGUCUUAUCUCAGUUCCUCUCUCAUAACUCUGUUUUAAAGACGAUGCCUCUUUGCAUUAAAGACAUUACCCCAAACCUGCAGAGCUGUGAACUCUUCCAGGAAACCAAAGGAUCUCUGAAGUGCAAAGCAGAUGUCUUCCUCUCCCUGGACUCCUCAGACUGCGAAGGAGACUGAUUGCUGUCCUUGGAUCAUGAAGCAUAAUUCUUAAAAGGACAUUUAAAAAACAACAUAUGUUUAAUGUGAUGGGUAAUGCUGUUGAUGGAAGUUUGUUUUUCAUGCCCCCUUUUUGCUUGUUUUUUUUUUUUUAUGAUGAAAUAUGUCUAAUUGUUAUCUGGUCCAGUAUUAUUGUUCAUAUUUGAUCCGAGUUUACAUCAAUAAAUGGAUCGUUCUGUGGAUCUAAAACGCAAAUCA
This is a messenger RNA of Xiphophorus hellerii (green swordtail), 828 nucleotides long. RefSeq names its product neuropeptide B-like. The coding region runs from base 205 to 591 and encodes 128 amino acids. Lineage: Eukaryota; Metazoa; Chordata; Actinopteri; Cyprinodontiformes; Poeciliidae. The transcript is spliced from 3 exons. Gene Ontology annotation, biological process: G protein-coupled receptor signaling pathway; feeding behavior. Gene Ontology annotation, molecular function: G protein-coupled receptor binding. The record is from RefSeq and is a predicted model, not a curated record.